AUGCCCAAAUCUUUGGGGAUGUUGCUUGGUAUUGUACGAAGUCACAAAAGCCAAGGCGCUUUUUCACUAGCAGCACCGCUGUAUCGCAACCUUAAUGAACGGAUACGUGCAUACUUCACGAACUCUGUGAUACUAAGCAUUUCACCAAGAGAUUUUACAUCUUCAACUGCUUUAUGCUUCUGA
Molecule: messenger RNA, 183 nt
Organism: Sclerotinia sclerotiorum 1980 UF-70
Lineage: Eukaryota; Fungi; Ascomycota; Leotiomycetes; Helotiales; Sclerotiniaceae
Exons: 2
Coding region: 1-183 (60 amino acids)
Source: RefSeq, a predicted model, not a curated record